GAAUCGGGUUGCAACGGCGACAGGUUGAGUAACGCGGGUUCAAGAGGCUUUCUCGUGCUGAUAUAAGAGCUUCAGUCUCAUUCUCAUUUCCUUAUUUCCAGAGAGCUGCAUCGAAAGUGCUUUGGCCAUUGUCAGUAACUUCAAAAACACCCAUGGAUGCUUCAGAGCGUAGGUACUUGGAGGAUGAUGAUACGUCAAUAAUGAAAACGAUUAAAGGUGCAACUACAGGAUUUGUUUCUGGCACCAUUUUCGGGACAAUUGCUGCCACUUGGUAUGAUGUACCCCGUGUUGAGAGAAAUGUUGCUUUGCCUGGGCUUGUGAGAACCUUGAAAAUGAUGGGAAACUAUGGGAUGACGUUUGCUGCUAUUGGAGGGGUAUACAUUGGCGUUGAGCAGCUUGUGCAGAAUUAUAGAAUGAAGAGAGACUUCGUUAAUGGAGCUGUAGGUGGUUUUGCAGCUGGAGCAUCUGUUCUCGGAUACAAAGGAAAAAGCAUUUCAACAGCCAUUUCCGCUGGAGUUGCUUUGGCAGUUACAUCUGCAUUAAUUGAUGUUGGUGGUCAAACCACAAGAAUUGACAAUGGAAAGGAGUACUACCCUUACACCACCAAGAAAAGAUCCCACAUUGAGUAGCAUUAGUAAUCUUUGCAGCAAUUGGGAAAGAAGAUCUUGGCUGGCUUUCUCUUUUGGGCUUUCCAGAGAUGUAAUUAUACUCUCAGUUCUCUCGAGUAAGCUUAACAGGGAAUGUUGUAUGAAUAAAGGUACCAUCAAUUUGUUCUUGUUUUCGGUUAGUUUUGGAUUUACCACCAUUGAUAUUUGUUGGAAGCUUUUCAAUUUGGGAUAACUGUGAAGGUGGUUGAGAGGAAUUGUCAAAUGACACUGUUUUUCUUUUCAGGGCAAAUAAUAUGAUCCCAUCAUAAUUUUAUAUCUCAA
Molecule: messenger RNA, 929 nt
Organism: Cucurbita maxima (winter squash)
Lineage: Eukaryota; Viridiplantae; Streptophyta; Magnoliopsida; Cucurbitales; Cucurbitaceae
Product: outer envelope pore protein 16-3, chloroplastic/mitochondrial-like
Exons: 3
Coding region: 153-629 (158 amino acids)
Biological process (GO): protein insertion into mitochondrial inner membrane
Cellular component (GO): TIM22 mitochondrial import inner membrane insertion complex
Molecular function (GO): transmembrane protein transporter activity
Source: RefSeq, a predicted model, not a curated record